CCUGUCUUUCAUCUCGCCCCGCCUUGCUCGGAAAGCUCUGCUUUUCCAGCCACGAGGAGGAGGGCGAGAUCUCCCUUUCUCUCCCCGCCUCGCUUUCUCUUUCUCCGCGAGAGGAAAAAGCGGUCAUUUAUCAGGCGCCGGGAGGAGCCGUCAGGCACUUCUUUUAGUCUCCUUUCUUUUUUAAAAAAGGACUGCGCGCCCUUCAGGGUCCUGAGGCGAGGCGUGGAGCUGCCGUACAAUAUGGCGGCGCUCUGGCAAGGGCGCUUCCGGGUUGAACCCUGGCUCCGCUGUACGGCGCGGGCUCUUUCAGCAGGGAAGAAUGAAUAUGACCUUCUUGUUAUCGGAGGAGGCUCUGGUGGCUUGGCUUGCGCUAAAGAAGCUGCCCAGUUUGGAAAAAAGGUAGCUGUCCUGGAUUAUGUGGAUCCUUCCCCAAGAGGAACCAAAUGGGGGCUUGGUGGGACGUGUGUGAACGUGGGUUGCAUUCCGAAGAAGUUGAUGCACCAAGCGGCUCUCCUGGGACAUUCGGUCCGAGAUGCUCAACAUUAUGGCUGGAACGUACCCCACCGUAUCAGUCACGACUGGUCUGUGAUGUCCAAAGGAGUUCAAAACUACGUCAAAUCCUUGAACUGGGGACACAGAUUACAGUUGCAAGAUAAAAAGGUGAAAUACUUCAAUCUGAAAGGGAGCUUUGUGGAUGCCCACACCAUCCGUGGGGUAGCAAAAGGAAACAAGGAGACGCUGCUCACGGCAGAUCACAUAGUUCUUGCUACUGGUGGCAGACCAAGAUACCCCACAGAGGUCGCAGGAGCUCAAGAGUUGGGAAUUACAAGCGACGACAUUUUCUGGCUUAAAAGAUCCCCUGGAAAAACGUUGGUUGUUGGUGCCAGCUAUGUUUCCCUCGAGUGUGCCGGCUUUCUCACCGGCCUCGGAUUGGACACUACCGUGAUCAUCAGAACCAUCCCGCUUCGAGGAUUUGACCAGCAAAUGGCUAAUCUGGUGACUAGCCACAUGGAAGCUUCCGGCACCCGGUUUCUAAAGAAAUGCAGCCCCACUAAAGUCAAGAAGCUGGACAAUGGCCGGCUGAGGGUGACGUGGAAAUUUGCGGACUCCGGCAAAGAAAAAUCGGACGAGUUUGAUACGGUGAUGUGGGCAAUAGGCCGAGCUCCGGACACUGCAGCCCUUAAACUGGAGCGCGUGGGUGUGAAAACCAAUCCGGAAACGGGGAAAAUCCUUGUAGAUCCAGCUGAAGCCACUUCGAUCCCCCAUAUUUUUGCAAUUGGGGACAUCACUGAGGGCCGCCCUGAACUAACGCCCACUGCAAUUGCCUCAGGAAAGUUAUUGGCUCAACGGUUGUUCGGCCUCUCUACUGAACUCAUGGAUUAUGACAAUGUGCCUACAACUGUGUUCACCCCCCUAGAAUAUGGUAGCGUUGGCAUCUCAGAAGAAGCUGCUGUCCACCGAUACAGUCCAGAUAACAUAGAGGUAUACCACGCAUUUUAUAAACCCUUGGAAUUUGUUGUGGCCGAAAGAGAUGCUACUCAGUGUUACAUAAAAAUGGUGUGCCUGCGUGAAAAAGAUCAGCGGAUCCUGGGCCUUCAUUUCAUUGGCCCAAAUGCAGGUGAAGUUAUCCAAGGCUUCGCUCUUGGAAUCAAAUGCGGUGCUACUUAUUCUCAAAUGAUGCGGACGGUUGGGAUUCACCCCACCUGCGCCGAAGAAGUGGCUAAAUUGCACAUCACCAAGAGGUCAGGGUUGGAUCCGACCGUCACAGGCUGCUGAGGUUAAGCGCCAUCCCUGGUCAACCAGGCUGGGCAGAAGCCUCCAGAAGAGAAGGAAGGAGCACGUCAACAUCUAGAGAAGGUCGCAAAUGCGGAUCACGUGACCCCAGGACACUACAACCGUCAUAAAUGCGAACCAGUCGCCCAGCGCCUGAAUUUUGACCAUGUGAUUGUGGGCAUGCUUCAAAGGUCGUAACCAUGAAAAAUGGUCGUACAAGUCACCAAACCAACUCCAGUGGAAGCCUUCUGCCAACCGGCCCCACUUCUGGAAUCUUCACUCUUGCUGUUUAUUACAUCGGAGGACGACAUCUAAAUGAACGUUGAUGAGCUGGAACUGGUGUCAAAGCAGGGUAUAGAUGGUCACCAAAAAUAUCUGGUCUUUUUCUGAGAACUUCUGCCUUGUGCCUUCCAGGGGUGGCUGGUUUCCAACAACCACCUCAAGCAGCCUCGUUUCAAUGCCAAAAACCCAACCAACGUCGCAAAAGAUCUCCCGGGGGCGCAGAUAUUUUGCGCGUUUCAGGAAUCCGCACAAAAUCACGGGACACCGGCUGAUGACGACUUGUGUAUAAAACCACUCGCUGGAGUAGACAGGUCUGAUGCUUGCUGGUUCCUUAUUGACAAGAAGGAAUGACGUUGGAAUGGAUGGUAGACAAGUUCGUAGAAGGAUUAAAAAAAUAGUUUUCGGUUGAAUUUGUAGAAGCUGUGGUUGAUUUGGGAUAACUUUUCCUUCCCCCCCCAAAAAAAUCUAAAGUAGAUUUCAAUUUGUUUUC
Messenger RNA from Thamnophis elegans (Western terrestrial garter snake), 2545 nucleotides. RefSeq names its product thioredoxin reductase 2 (gene TXNRD2). Gene Ontology annotation, molecular function: glutathione-disulfide reductase (NADPH) activity; thioredoxin-disulfide reductase (NADPH) activity; flavin adenine dinucleotide binding. The record is from RefSeq and is a predicted model, not a curated record. Bases 241 to 1776 code for a protein of 511 amino acids. Gene Ontology annotation, cellular component: mitochondrion; cytosol. Gene Ontology annotation, biological process: glutathione metabolic process; cellular response to oxidative stress; cell redox homeostasis. Lineage: Eukaryota; Metazoa; Chordata; Lepidosauria; Squamata; Natricidae. The transcript is spliced from 19 exons.